UUUACCACUUCAACAUUUAAUUUAUUAAACAAUACCUAUGGAGGAGGAGACUUAGGGCAGAAAACAAGCCUUCAGGCGAGGGCUCUGGCCACGCCCACAAGCUGUUUUAGCGCGAAACGUCGACUGAACCAUUCUGAAAAUAGGGGAGGACACAACAAAGCAUCUAUUGUUAAACAGUCACAGAGACCGCGGUACUUUCGUCUACAAGUUAUAAACGAUGGAUUUUUGUUGGAUAUUGUAAAUGAAAUGACGAAGUUACGGAUUUGAAACGUAAAGAUAGUUUUACGCAAAGGUCAUCUGACGUUGUUUCCCUCGCGUUUGCGACGCACGAGUCUGUGCAGAAGUUGAUUUUUUUUAAAUGCACCUCAUUGAUUUCUAGCUCAAACUUUGCUGCUCCCCAAACUUACACCUAAACAGACCAAAUGGACCUCACGUCAAAGGCUUCGGUCUUCAAAUCCAAGUUUAUAACGGCGGAGCUGGCUCAUCUGUUCAGCCACUCGGACAGCGAGGAGGAGUUUGAAGGUUUCAGCGAGGACGAGGCGGGAGAGGAUGGAGGAUGUUUCAACAAGCAGGUAGAUUCAGACGAAGACGAGAACACAGGCUUCUACUCGGACGGGGAGGAGGCCCCCACGCCAAAAAGGAGGAGUCUCUUAGUUGCUCUCAGGUUUCCAGUGAAAAGAUUAUCCACGGCCAAACAAGAAUUAAAUAAGAGAAAUGUGAAAAUACCUGCGAAGGAGAACCCAUCGUCACUGAGAGCCAGGAGCAGGAGGAGGAUGACGAAGGAGGCUGAUGAGGAGGAGGAGAGGGAGGAAGAGAGAGAAGAGUGUCAGAGCCUGACAAAACGGAAACAGAACAUCCAGGAAAACAAAGCCAUGCUGGCUAAGCUGUUUGCUGACCUGAGCUCCAUGGCUGACCUGACUCUGCCCACCACUCCUCAGUCUCUUCAGAAAAAGAAGCGGGCCACGCCGCCAAAAUGCAAGUUUGAAUCCAGCGUGGGGUCGGAAAGGAGGAACCCGUCCCGUAAAGCCCGUCCUCGUGAGAACUUUGGGGUGGAGGAGAGGAGCGAGCCGAUCACCCGCAGAGGUCCCAAAAGUGUCGACGUCAUGAGGCUGGUGGAGACGUGGUCGUGUCCCAUCUGCCGGGGGAUGUGUAACUGCAGUCUGUGUCGUAAGAAGGAGGGCCGCUGUGCCACGGGGAUCCUGGUGGGCCUGGCCCGCUACAAAGGUCACGACAACGUCCACGAGUAUUUGGAGAGUAUUCAGAAGCAGCUGCAGUGAACUCCCUAAAGCCCUGAUACCUGGAGGGAUUCUGGUGGUCCACAGUGACGUACAAACCAUUUUACUGCACGUUGUUUUUAGACUUACUGUUUUAUCACACUCAAAAUGUUCUUUAAGAUACGACAUACCCUGUGCAUGUUUUAAACAUAUCCUGGUUAGGACUGCAUGGGAUGCAGGCGUGGGAUGCAGGCGUGCUGUUAAGUUGGUUGAGUUGCACAUUUUCUGACGUUGGUUUUUUAUUUUUUUUGUUAGUUUGUUUUGUGUUCAUUCAGAAAAAUAUGUCUGAAUUUGUGGAAACAGAACCUUUUUGUACAAGCAUUUUUUUUAAACUAGAAACUCUGCAGCAUUCUCAUCGUACUACUGUAUAUUUUAAUAAAGGUUUGCAUAAUUAAAA
Molecule: messenger RNA, 1671 nt
Organism: Austrofundulus limnaeus
Lineage: Eukaryota; Metazoa; Chordata; Actinopteri; Cyprinodontiformes; Rivulidae
Gene: cdca7b
Product: cell division cycle associated 7b
Biological process (GO): regulation of DNA-templated transcription
Cellular component (GO): nucleus
Source: RefSeq, a predicted model, not a curated record